CGUCUGUCAUCAAACAAGUCCCCCCACCCCUUCCCCUUCAACGUUAUAUAAAUCCCACUACCUCCAUUGAUCUCUUCUUCAAGUAACUCACCUCUAUCUCUUUCAAUAUCUUCCAACACUUAUUGCCACCAUGCAACAACUUCUCUUCUUCUCAUUGUCGCCACCCCACACUUUUCCGGCAAUUUUCACGGCUUUCUAUGGCUGUCAGCUUCCGUUUCUGGUGGCUUUGGUGGUGACGGUGGUGGUGCUGUCUACUCAUCAACGGCGGCAUCACAAGGACAAGCGUUUGCCACCUGGUUCAUUGGGUUGGCCUUAUAUCGGUGAAACUCUCAAGCUUUACACCGAGAAUCCCAAUUUGUUCUUUGCCAACCGACAGAAAAGGUAUGGAGAUGUAUUCAAAAGUCACAUAUUGGGAUGUCCCUGUGUGAUGAUUUCAAGCCCUGAUGCAGCCAAGAUCGUGUUGGUGACAAAGUCUCAUCUUUUUAAGCCAACUUAUCCGCCCAGCAAAGAGAAGAUGAUUGGCCCCGAGGCUAUAUUCUUCCACCAAGGUGCUUAUCAUUCCAGGCUGAGAAAAUUGGUCCAGUCUUCCUUUUUACCUGCUGUAAUUCGAGGCUCAGUUUCGGAGAUCGAGCAGAUUGUUCUCAAAUAUCUACCUGUUUGGGAACAUACCACCAUUAACACUUUGCAAGAAAUGAAGAGAUAUGCUUUUGAUGUGGCGAUGAUUUCUGCCUUCGGCCAUGAACAAGACUCGGAAACAAAUGGAAUCAAGAAACUCUAUCACUUCCUGGAAAAGGGUUACAAUUCCAUGCCUAUAGAUCUUCCGGGAACUCCUUUCAAUAAAGCAAUGAAAGCUCGGAAGCUGUUGAAUGAGACCCUGAGAAGAUUGAUAAAAGAAAGAAGGGAAACCGAGAAACAAAGUGGUGGAGGAGGGGGACUGCUUGGAGUUUUGUUGGGGGAGAAGAACCACCAGAAGGCGGAUCAACUCAGUCGACUCAGUGAUUCUCAGAUUGCAGAUAAUGUAAUCGGUGUAAUCUUUGCUGCUCAUGACACCACCGCAAGUGUCCUAACAUGGCUCUUGAAAUACUUGCAUGACAAUGGAGAGUUACACGAAGCUGUGACAAGAGAACAAGAAGGUAUUCAACGCAGGAUAACCGAAGCAAAUCGCCGGCUUACGUGGGAUGAUACAAGGCACAUGCCCUUGACUACAAGGGUGAUUCAAGAGACAUUAAGAACAGCAAGUAUACUCUCAUUCACGUUCAGAGAAGCAGUGGAGGAUGUUGAGUUUGAAGGGUAUUACAUCCCCAAAGGAUGGAAGGUUCUUCCUCUCUUUAGAACCAUUCAUCAUUGUGCAGAUUUCUUCCCUCAACCUGAAAAAUUUGACCCUUCUAGAUUUGAGGUACCACCGAGACCCAACACGUUUAUGCCGUUUGGCAAUGGGGUUCACUCUUGUCCAGGCAGUGAACUGGCUAAGCUUGAGAUGCUUGUGUUCCUUCACCAUCUCACAACCAGAUACAGGUGGGAAGUGGUGGGAGAUGAAGAUGGGAUCCAAUAUGGUCCUUUUCCAGUGCCCAAAAGGGGCUUACCAAUAAAGGUCACCCCUAGGAAAAUAUAGGCACCGUGAAGAACAAUACACCAUUUCUGGAUUUUGGACUCAAUGAAGGCUGAAACUUUCUUGAGUGGGGCUAAAAAUCAAGUUAACCCCAUUGAGCUUUUUAUUUGUAUUUUUUGGGGGGUUGUCGAAUUUGUCCCUGGGAAUCUUUGUAAUUGCUCAAAAGCUUUCUUGAGGUAGGGUUUUUAUCCUUGGUUUGUUCAAGGUUUAAGUAAAUCUAUUGUAUAAAAUCAAAAGCAAUUAGCAAAAAUGCUGAUAGU
Molecule: messenger RNA, 1869 nt
Organism: Hibiscus syriacus
Lineage: Eukaryota; Viridiplantae; Streptophyta; Magnoliopsida; Malvales; Malvaceae
Product: abscisic acid 8'-hydroxylase 2-like
Exons: 7
Coding region: 131-1612 (493 amino acids)
Biological process (GO): sterol metabolic process
Molecular function (GO): heme binding; oxidoreductase activity, acting on paired donors, with incorporation or reduction of molecular oxygen; iron ion binding
Source: RefSeq, a predicted model, not a curated record